AUCAGAGAAACUUUGACUAUGUGUAUUGUAUCCCCUAUAAAAGGGGAGAGACCCCUCAUUGUAAUGGAUCCCAAGCUUAGAACGAAUAAACUCCUACUUUGCAUUCUCUCUCUCUAAAACUUAUAUUAUUCUUUGUUCUCGGUGGUUUAUCGCCAUCAAAUUGGUGCUCUCAUUGAGAGAAGAGAAACAUACUCGUAGGUUAACUCCCGAACGCGAGAAUGGUGCAAACAAAGAGCAACGUCCCCACCACCAGCCACGUCGUUGGCGAGGAGAACGCGCCGGGCAGCGGCAAUGGUACGGGCGGCAUCGGUUCGACUCCGGACGCGGUCCAGGCGCUGUUCGGCUUGGGGGUGACCGCUGAGCAGCUCCAGGCAGCCGUUGCGGCACUUUCCGCCAUUGGUGGGAACGUGCCCGGCGCCAGAGUUGGCAAAGCUCCGCCCAAUCUCCAUGGCGAACACGCUGCCACUUCCCAACACAAGGGGAAGAAGACCCGGAGGAGUAGGAGGAGGCCCGGCAAGGCCCCGGCAAUCGAGGAGGUGAUUGUGGAGGACGUCCCGGAUGAGGAGGACGAUGAGUCCAGCGAGUGCCGAGUGUCAGCCUUCAAGCGCUUAGGAGGGGAAGAGACCCGGGUGUCGGCCUUCAACACGCUCGACCGCGGACCGGAAGUUCGCCCGGGCGACCUCCGCCGACAAAUAGCCGAAGGCAGGCGGAGGCAUGCUGAGGAGUCCGCAACAUCGGAUGCUCGCUCGGCGAGGUCUGAGCGGAGCGGAGAGAGGCGGGAGGAACGCACCCAGCGUCGCCAUAGCCCGACGAGAACAGAGAAGACAAAGGUCUCUGACCAAGGAGUGUCUCGGCUCGCACGUGAGGUUGCCAAGCUUAAGCGCCGAGUGGAGACCAGGGCUCCCUACAGCCAGCCCAUCUUGCGGACGGUAACCCCGUUCACUCCGAGGGUUAUGUCGGUCCCGCUGCCGGCAAACUUCCAGCCGUGGCAGAUCAAGGCCUACAACGGAACGACGGACCCCCAAGAUCAUUUGUCUAAGUUCUAUGCUUCUAUGGAAGCGGCGGCUGCCCCGGACGAGGUCAAGUGUCGAUGCUUUCUCGCGACGCUGGAGGGCUCCGCGUGCGAUUGGUUCAACCGGCUCCUGAAGGGAACUAUUGACGAUUGGGAUACACUGGCGGAGAGGUUCUUGACGCAUUUCGCGGCAAACCGAAGGCAGAGGCUCCCUUACUCCCACCUGCUCAACAUAUGCAUCCGCAAGGGAGAGAAGGUCCGCGACUUCGUAGUCCGGUGGGAAAAGGAAGCCAGAGACGUGCAUGGGGCGGAUGACCAAGCGUUGGUGGCCAUGUUCCAAGCAGCCCUUCCCCGCGGAGAAGUGAGGAAGGAGCUCCGCAAGAAUCCUCCCCCCACGUACCAAGAGACCUUGGCGCGCGCUAAGUUCCUAGCCUCGGAGGAGUUCGAUGAUGUUCCCGACUCUGAGGCCGCGCCCGCCAAGCGAGCUCCNGGCGACCACCCAUGCGGAAGACUUAGAAGGAGUCUUCAAGAUUAUGGAAAAGUACAACCUCCGGUUGAAUCCGAAGAAGUGCACGUUCGGAGUCCAAGGCGGCAAAUUCUUGGGACAUAUGGUGAGCAGGCGCGCCGUUUCCUCUCCAAGGUAGCGGAUCGAGCCGCCCCAUUCUUCCAAGCUGUGAAGAAGUCCCGAGGGUUUGUAUGGACGGAAGAGUGCCAACAAUCCUUUGAGUCUCUGAAAUCCUACCUCCUCUCUCCACCGGUCCUUGCCAAGCCCGAGCCCGGUGAGACUUUGUAUCUUUACCUGGGAGUGUCGCCCGAGGCACUAAGCUCGGUCCUAGUCCGAGAAGGUGGCGGAGCUCAACACCUGGUAUACUACACGGCUAAGACGUUGAGGGGUGCCGAGCUCAGGUACUCCGUGGCCGAAAAGACGGUCCUAGCGGUAGUAUCAACCGUGCAGCGAUUGACGCCUUACUUCCAAGCUCACCCGGUUCAGGUGCUCUCCCAGCAGCCCAUAGGCGCGCUACUCCGGAGCCCGAACGCGCCCUCUCGCAUGUCUAAGUGGGCAGUAUUCCUGGGAGCCUUCCAGAUCGAGUUCAAGCCAAGGCCGGCGAUCAAGGGGCAAGCGCUGGCCGACUUCGUGGUGGAAUGCACCGCUCGGGAAGAGCCGAGCCCGGAACUUGAAACCGAUGACUGGUGGACAGUUUUUACCGACGGCUCCUCCGCCGCCAAAAACUCGGGGGGCGGAGUGGUGGUCAUCGCACCCGAAGGUUUCAGAGCGUACUAUUCAAUUCGUUUUGGCUUCAAAGCAUCGAAUAAUGAGGCGGAAUACGAAGCGCUCUUGUGCGGGCUACGCCUAGAAGCCGGGAUGAAUGCGAUGAAACUAAGAAUAAAGUGCGAUUCGAAGUUGGUGGUUGGCCAUGUCUCGGGGGAGUUCGAGGCGAAGGACGACAGAAUGAAGAAAUACAGAGAUACGGCUUUGGAACUCCUUAAGAGCUUCACCGCAUAUAGCGUCGAGCAGAUCCCCCGAGCGGAGAACGCGGAGGCGGAUAUCUUGUCAAAACUAAGCUCGGACACGCCCGAGCACAUCAGGCGGAUGGCGAAUGUGGAGGAGCUGUCCGAGCCGAGCAUCCAUGCCUUCCCCGUGGCAAUGAUCUUUGCUUGGCCCAAAGAUUGGACGGACGAUAUAGUUGCCUUUCUAAAGGAUGGCACCCUCCCGGACGACGCGGUGAAGGCCAAGCUGGUCCGAACGAGGGCACCGGGAUACACGUUGGAAGGCGAGAAGCUAUACAAGCGAGCGUACAACGGGACGCUACUCAGGUGCCUUAGACCAACUGAAGCAAAGCAGGUUAUGGAGGAAGUGCACGCCGGGAUUUGCUCCGCCCACCAGGGGGCUUACACGGUGUCAAGGAAGAUAACCCUCCAAGGAUAUUUUUGGCCGACGAUAGUCAAGGAUUGCGCAGAGUUUGUGAAUAAGUGUAAAGUCUGCCAAGAAUUCCAGAAAGUGCCGGGGAGGCCUUCAACCAACUACACCCCCAUCAGCACGGCCAUCCCGUUUGCGCGUUGGGGGGUGGAUCUCGUGGGUGCACUCCCUAGGGGAACCGGGAGUGUGAGGUACGUCAUCGUAGCCAUCGAUUACUUCACUAAGUGGGUGGAAGCAGCUCCACUGGCGAGCAUCACCGGAGCCCAAUGCCAAAAGUUUCUCGCAAAACAAGUCAUCUGUCGGUUCGGGGUCCCCGAGCGCAUAAUCACAGACAAUGGCACACAAUUCGAGUCCAGGCCCUUCAAUGCCUUCCUCGAUAGUUGGGGGAUCAAGCAUAGCUAUGCUUCGGUCGGGUACCCCCAGACGAACGGUCAGGUGGAGAACGCCAACCGAACGAUAAUUGAUGGUCUGAAACGGAAGCUGGAAGCCUGCGGAGAGGAGUGGGCUGAAGAAUUGCCCUACAUCCUAUGGAUUUACCGGACCACGCCGAGGAGGGCGACCGGGGAAACCCCCUUCGCCCUGUGCUACGGAUUUGAGGCAAGGGCCCCCGCUGAAACUUCUAUUGCAACACAUAGGGAGGAGAUCCUCGACCCCGAGCGUAACGAAGAAACCUUGGCAGCCGAGCUCCACCUCGUGCACGAGAGGCGAGAAGCGGCCUUCAUACGGGCGGAAAAUUACCGAAGGAGGGUGAAGAGCUACCAUGAUGGACGUGUGCGCGCACGGGGACUCACUGAAGGAGAUUGGGUCUUGCGCAAAAGGGCGGUGAGCCGCCCCCUGGAAGGAGGGAAAUUCGCCAAAAAUUACGAAGGCCCAUACAUCAUUAAAGAAGCGGUGGGUCCGUCGACAUUCCGCCUGCAGACGCCGAGCGGAGGAGAUGUGCCCAGGACGUGGAAUGCCGAGAACCUAAUCAAGUUUUAUCAGUAGAUUUCCGAUGUACACGGACCCCAAAGCAGGGAACCCGUAGAUCCUUUUGGAGGAACAAUGGAAUGAAGUUUUAUUCUUUGC
Molecule: messenger RNA, 3995 nt
Organism: Cuscuta campestris
Lineage: Eukaryota; Viridiplantae; Streptophyta; Magnoliopsida; Solanales; Convolvulaceae
Source: the annotation of a GenBank genome assembly